This is a messenger RNA of Oryza brachyantha (malo sina), 1520 nucleotides long. RefSeq names its product AP2-like ethylene-responsive transcription factor At1g16060. The transcript has 7 exons. The record is from RefSeq and is a predicted model, not a curated record. Gene Ontology annotation, biological process: regulation of DNA-templated transcription. Gene Ontology annotation, molecular function: DNA binding; DNA-binding transcription factor activity. Bases 20 to 1180 code for a protein of 386 amino acids. Lineage: Eukaryota; Viridiplantae; Streptophyta; Magnoliopsida; Poales; Poaceae.
UUCUUUCAGGCUUUCAGCCAUGGUCUCCAUGAGGAAGAAGAAGAAGACCGCUUUUGCUGCUGCUGCUGCAGCUGCAGCUGCAACCACCCCGCUCUCCCCUUCUUGGUCCUCCUCGGCAUCCUCCUGCAUUGUGCCGGCCUGCGCGGAGGGGAGCGAGAAGAAGAAUAAGAGGAAGCACAGGAAGAGGGCCAAGAAUGGCGCCGGUGACGCCGCGCCGAGGAGGGGUUCCUCCAUCUACAGGGGCGUGACAAGACACAGGGGCACAGGGAAGUACGAGGCGCACCUGUGGGACAAGCAUGGCUGGAGCCCAGACCGGACAAAGAAAGGCAGGCAAGUCUAUCUGGGAGCGUAUGACACAGAGGAGGCUGCAGCUCGCACUUAUGAUCUUGCGGCACUCAAGAUCUGGGGCUCAGGCCAUGCCAUGAACUUCCCGAUUGACACCUACAGACAGGAGCGUGAGAGGAUGCAGCGCAUGACAAGGGAGGAGUACCUGGCAACUCUGAGGCGCAAGAGCAGUGGCUUCUCGAGGGGUCUCUCCAAGUACAGGGGAGUGGCAAAGCAUCACCACAACGGCCGGUGGGAGGCCAGGAUAGGCCGAGCUGAAGGCAAGAAAUACCUCUACCUGGGAACGUUCGAUACCCAGGAAGAGGCAGCCAGGGCCUACGACCUGGCGGCGAUACAGUUCCGCGGCCGCAGCGCGAUCACCAACUUCGACGCCCGUUGCUACAUGGACCAGCUGCAGCCGCCGCCGCCGGCUGCGCCGGCAGCGGAGCCACCACUUGUCCGGCCCAAGACGGAGCCCUGGGAAUGGGAGCAGCCCGCGGCCUGCCCGGCGCUCCGCGACGUGGACGACGCGGACGACGCCAUCGCCGAGAUCCUGCCGGCGCUCUGCAUGGACCGCGCCGACUUCGAGGCCAGGUACCCUGCCCGCCGCGACGGCUGGUCGUCGUCGGACGCCGCCGGCGCCUCCGACGUGCGUGGCCUGCCGGACGACGUGGGCUUCGUGGACGACAUCGAGAGCCUGUUCGACGCGCCCGGCGCCCCCGCCGCUGCCGCCGCCAACUCCGCCGCGCAGCUCCCCGUGCCCGGCGCCGCUUCUCGUCGGGCCAGCGCCGCGGCGGUCGUCUCCUACGCGGCCGCCACCAUCAGCUCGCUGGCGUCCGGUCGCUGGUGGCACUGACGCUGCGCUGGUUCGCGCAAAGUUGGUGGAUCAUGGAGACAUGGAGCUGCAGUUAAAUGCGCGUGAAAGUGGGAGAGAACAGGAGAAGGCUCGCACUUUUGGGUGUACAACUCUCCACGCCACUGUGAUAUACACUAGCGAGCUCGGUAUUGGUACUUGCACCCUGUCGGAUUCGGAUGUAGCAAUGGCAAGUACACGUAAGCGCUGUCACGCUCAAGGUUAGUAGAGGACAAGAAAGAGAAGUACUCCAGCUAGCUAGCUACGUAUCGCACACGUACUCCCUUCUUCCUUCGUCCUAAAAAACCAGCUUUUUCGAGUAUUUAAUCAUCCGUCUUAUAUU